Molecule: messenger RNA, 2148 nt
Organism: Zymoseptoria tritici IPO323
Lineage: Eukaryota; Fungi; Ascomycota; Dothideomycetes; Mycosphaerellales; Mycosphaerellaceae
Exons: 3
Coding region: 1-2148 (715 amino acids)
Cellular component (GO): cytoplasm
Source: RefSeq, a predicted model, not a curated record
AUGCCAGCAACGUACGAUUCACGAAUCGACGGGAGCAAUGGCAGAGACCUUCACUUCGAUAAUGCUUCUCCGACUGGUCUCCUCAGAGGACGUACCUUCGAAGCGGCGUUCGCGAACCUCUCCGUCGACCACCCACAGCGCCGAGCUCAGUGGCAGAGCUCGCUUGGCUGGGACGACGUGCCGAACGUCAAUGAGUCGCGCCGACACUCUUUGGCCGACAUACCUACGCGCCGCGGAUCACUCGCGGCGGGCGAGCCUAGCAUGCUCAGCAGGACCUACACUCACGAAGCGCUCGAGAGUGAAUCGCCCACAAGCAUGCUUCCACCUCACAAAGAGAACGACACACCACACUACAACAUUGCUUUGCCUCGCCGCGUCCUACCAUCGUGCACAAACAUACAGAACAUCGAUCGGACAACUGACAAGAUGAAUCGAUUAGAUUUGAAGGGUUUCGGCUCUGACCGCGCCAUCGAUACAAAUAGCGACCAUGCCGGCACCAUGACACGCGCUCAAGACUCUGCCGCCGCACUCGACAUCCCUAUGAUGUACCGUGUGCCCUACGUUGAGCUCAAAGAGCACGAGCGCCGCGAAAUAGAAGCACGCCGCGACCAACAGCCAUCCACCGCGCCCCCCGUCAACUGGGGCCCUGGUGCAGGCCGUCCACGGAAGCAGCUCUACAUCGUCAGCUUCAAGUGCUCUCGUGUUGAUGUGUUCUACCUGCUCGAUAACACCGGGCUCCACGUCCGCGAGGGUGACUUGGUCAUCGUGGAGGCCGACCGCGGUCAAGAUCUCGGCACCGUUCAGCAUGCCAAAGUCACUCCAGAAGCAGCUCGCCUUCUCAAGAAGAAGUAUUCCGAGGAGCAGUACAAGUGGCUGAUGAUGUACAGCCGUAACAAGGAUGGCGGAUUCAACCCCAACGCUCAGCUCCACGGAGAACAAGGCAACAUGCAACAACUCUUCCCGGACGCGCCGUCGACCAUGCAGGGCACCAUUCCUCGCGAAAAUUUCUCCAACCUCAAGCCAAAAGCCAUCAAGCGCCUUGCCAACGAACACGAGAUCAAGAUGCUGGCCGAGAAAGAGGGGAACGAAGCAAAAGCGAAGCGUACAUGCCAGCAGAAAGUCGCACACCUUCGCCUGCAGAUGGAGAUACUGGACGCGGAGUGGCAGUGGGACUUUCAAAAGCUCAUCUUCUAUUACUACGCCGAUCAUUACAUCAACUUCAAGGAUCUGAUCACUGAGCUCUACCGCAUCUACAAAACUCGCAUCUGGCUGUCUGCCAUCAACCCGGCCUCGUUCUCCCAGCACGCCAUGGGCCAGCCUCCAAGCGGUAUCGGCCCCGGCGCGGUGCCACCAUACAACCCAUACGCCCUCAACAAUGCAUACACCAUGUUGUACGGCGAAGAUAGAGACCCGUACGGCGCUCAAAUGCCAUACCGCAUUCCCUAUGAGACGUACACGCCCAACUACCCUCAGAUCCCUGGUGUUGCCAAUAGCUUCGCCCAGCCACAGUUCGGAGCUGGCGGUCAGGGCUAUCCUUUCGGUGAUCCCGCGUCCAGCCUGCAAAUGGGUGGCGGAUAUGGUCAAGCAGCACACGAAGGCCCUGCAGGAAACAACGUUCGCGUUGGAGGCAUGCCCGCCUACAACUUCUUCGCUGGUCGCGGCGCAGGAGAGCUCGAUCAAGCAUACCCUCCCGGGCGCAGCAUCGGCCAGCCAUUCACGACUCCACAACAUGCCGAUCGCCCAUCUCCCAUGGCAGGCUUCGACUAUGGCAGAUUGAAUCAGACUCCGACCUCGCAUGGCUCGUGGAACUCUGCCGCUCACACCACUCAGAGCCCUCUCGACAGCCAGCGCGCCGCGCAACUCCCUGCUCCAAUCGGAACACGUCGCCCUUCCCACGGCGAUGAUCUGAGCUUUGGCAGCCAGCGCCCACUGGGUGGUCUCCCACAGACUCAGCCGUCGCAUCUGUCGGACCGCUUCGGCCUCGGUCGUCAAGGAAGUAUCAGCGGCCUGGGCAAGAACGCCAACAACCCAGAGGACACACCCCGUCAGCGCGAGUCCAUUUCCGAGGAGUCCGGUUCGCGUGCCAGACCCGUGGAGCGCUUCUUCGGAAGUCUGCCGCAGGGUGAGGGGUUGAUGAAGGAGCGGUAG